Messenger RNA from Erythranthe guttata (spotted monkey flower), 483 nucleotides. NCBI's taxonomy places the organism in Eukaryota, Viridiplantae, Streptophyta, Magnoliopsida, Lamiales, Phrymaceae. The record is from RefSeq and is a predicted model, not a curated record.
AUGGGGAUUGAUUACUACAACAUCCUGAAAGUGAACCGCAAUGCCAGCGACGAAGACUUGAAGAAAGCCUACCGCCGCCUCGCCAUGAUUUGGCAUUCUGACAAAAACGCCAACAACUCUCAUGCCCAGAACCAGAGUUUCUACUACAACAACCACCAUCAGCAUCUGAACCCUAAUUUCCAAUUCAAUCCGAGGAAUGCCGACGAUAUUUAUGCCGAGAUUUUUGGGGAGAGCAGUAACGGGAACGCCGCUGGUAAUACUGCUAGCAGCAGCAGUAAUGGAGCCAGGAAAGAUGGGUAUUUUAGGAACACGACGAUGAACGACGGUGGAGCUAGAGAAUUUCCUGGCGGCGGCGGCGGCGGAGGAUCCAGGAAGGCGAUGCCGGUGGAGAACGCGCUCAUGUGUAGCUUGGAAGAAUUGUAUGCUGUUCUACUCGGAGAUGAAGAUUUCAGGAAUGUAAUUGAUUCUCAUGGGUAUGUUUAA